CAUCUCCUCUGUUCAGUAGCCUGCUGCAACUCUCAACCCAGACUGUUAUUAAAAGCUAAUUUUUUUAUUUUUUUUUUCCUCCUGCUCUUCCCCCGGGGUGAGUGGAGUCCCGUGUUGGGGUGUCUGUGGUGGCGGUUCCCGUAUCGGGGAGGUGUUUGCGUUAUCAGCACGCGGAGUGAGAUUUUUCUUGAAACCACCCGUUUUCACUUCUGCAGCAGCCUGUGGCUGGUGGGCUCUCCUUCCUGCUCCUUCCCCGCUAUGUCUUCUCUAAAGAGAGACGCAAACCCCGACCUGCCCCGUCCCCAGUUGAGAGCCAACGCCGAAUACGCUGCCUGGCGCGGCGAUCCAGACGGGGCCCUGUCCCUCACCGAGGUGACAAAGGGACGAGCAGCCGAGGUGCGAGCCUGGUGGUCCGGUGUGUGGCAGGAGGUGUCCUCUCCUGGAAGCGUUGGUCCACGCGCAGUUUUAGUUCCUGCUCUGCCUGGUGCAGAAAUAAGAGUGACCCAAAGGCCAGGGACACACCUUCCCUCUCCCGGGGACCCCGGUGGCCACCUGCCUUUGGGCUCCUGUCCCAGCGCUCGGCUUGCCUUUCUGCCUGUCUUUUCGUCUGUGGGUCGGUGCCUUCCUGACCUCUGACUCCGGCACAAGGUCCCCUGAUGGAUCCUGGGCACUUGCAGGUGCCGGUUCUGCUCCUUGAGGAUAAACUAAGAUAUUUCCAGAUGAUUUCCUGAACUAUUUGCGCUGCAUAUCAGCACUGAAAUCUCUUCCCUUUACCGUACCACACCGAUUUAGCAGAAUGUCGUUAUUCUAAUGGUUCCUGCCAUCUCCUCUGCCAGCCGGAGGUGGACAUUGGAUAGAUCCUAGGAGGGAUAAACCCAAAAGUGCUGUAAACCCUUCCAGGAGGAAGCUUCCAUCUCUGGCGUGUCUUGUCUUUCCAGCAGAAGCUUUGAAGCUGUUAAAUCGCAAGCCCAGUUUGUUACAGCCCAAAGUUAACAUUUUUAUGAAGACGCUUGUGAAUUUUCUGUAAGCUUUCGAUGUGAAAGAUGCCUCUGCGGGACGCGGCCUCUCCCGUGGAAACCGAACAGAAAUGUUUGCUGGGCCUCACUGGGGAGAGACCUGGGAAUUGCUGCUGUAUUUCAUUAAACCACAGACUGAUUAUAAACGCUGCUGCUUAUGUGCUACGGGUAUGAACUAGAAUUUUUUUUUUUAUUUUAUUUUAUUUUGUCUGCAGGAAAAAUAAAAAGCAAAAAAAAAAAAAAAAAAAGAGAGAGAGAAGGAGAGACCCUUCUGCUGGUUCGACGGAGCGCGAGCGCCUGGGGCGUGCGUGGCCCUGGGCAGCAGCACGGGGUGGGCGCUUGUCCCAGAGGGAAUUUGGGGAAGGGUCUCCCUGGGUUCCCGGGGUACGACUGCGUCGGGCGCAGCCUGGCUGCCCUUCUCCGAUAAGAGCAUCCAGAAGGUUUGGGAAAACAGAAGAUACAAAAUCUCCGCAUUGGAAAGGUGAUGAAAUAAUUAAUAAAAAGAGGAGGAGGAGGAGGGGAGGAUUUAAGUCCCAUCGAGGUGAACUCAAGAGGGAUUUUUAUGACGUCUGCGAGGGUUAGGGCUGUCCCUAAAGCUCCGCUUUCCCUGUCCGGGAGAGAAACCUCUUGAGGAGACAGGGCUGCUCCAAAAGCUGGACCUGGAAGCUGCUGCCCCUUCAAAGUGCUGACCUAAUAGUGCGUGCGAUUAACUCGGAGUUUUCCUUAUUAAUAUAAUACUAAAAACAAAAUUUUAAAGGGGAUUCGUAACAUUUCUGGACCCCUCCUGGAAGAGAGGAGCCGUGAGGGAUUUCUCCCCUUUACAGUGAUCGUAAUUUAAUCUGCUUUCAUCUCUGAGAACGACACAACAGCUCAAACCCCGUCUCCUCUGCGCUUGCUGCAACCAUCCGAGCGUCAAAAUCCCUCUGAUGAUUCCCAAACUAAUACCUUUCAUACUGUUCCCGGUGUUCCCCAGAUACUAAGAAACAUAUUCAGUUCUCGCAUGCUUUUCCAGGGAUUUGGGCUAAAGCGGGCAGCUUAGCCCCGCAGAGCUCAGCUGGAAGAGCUCUGUUUGCCCUCCGGCACUGCCGCAUCCCGGCUCCAGCAUCCAGAAACACCAUCCCGAGAGCAGCCGCUCCGUCCACCUUCCCCGGGGAGCCGGAGCUGCGGGAUCCUCCUCUCCUUUCAUCGCUGGAGCUCCCUCGGUAUCUGGUGUCUUCAUCUGUCCCUGUCCCCCUCCCAACAGAAGGAAUCCCUUCCGCAAAGCUUCUUCGGGAGACUUUUCCAUCGUCUUCGCAGCGAGUUAGACCUGUUUAUCGGAGCGAAGAUCCGGAGCGAUAAUGAGCCAGCGGGGACUUCGGCGUGAGCAGCUGCUGCCUCCGCCAAGGAGUUCCUGCAGCCGCAACCAAGCUGAAGGCUUCUGGCAGAUGGCAGAGUAAGAUCCAGCCUUUUAAAACUUCUCCUUUAGGGCCAAAUAGGGUUUUUCUUCCAAAGAUUUAAUUGCUGUGGUUGGUCUUGCCCCGCUACGCUGAGCUCACCGUACCCGGGGAGGUGGUAGGAGGACGCCAAGGUUGAGUUUGACCCAAGGUAGGCGGCGCGCCCAGAUGUUCUCUGCCGAAAACCGUCGUCUCGUGGUGGAGGCCCCUUGGAGAGGAGAAACGGCUGCAAAAAAUCGGCGAUGAAGAAAGUCCCGCUCGAUGCCGGGGGGGUCCUGGAGGGUCCCACGGGGGUGGAGGAGCCAAAGGAAAGGGGCAGGUUGGAGUCGGGUUGGGGACUCGUGUUGGACAUCCUCCAACAACAGCCGCCUUUCGCAUGCUCUUCCAAUGCUCAACAAGCCCAAAUUGCGAUAAAAUUACUGGAGUGUUUUCUCUCAUUAAUUUUCAGUUAAUUUCAAGGCAAUCGGGUACCAGCCGUUAAUUCAGCGGGGAUGGCCGCUCGCCUGAGGGCUGCCCGGGAAACGGCGUGGGGAAAAAGGGCACCGAGAUUUAAACGG
Molecule: messenger RNA, 3006 nt
Organism: Chroicocephalus ridibundus (black-headed gull)
Lineage: Eukaryota; Metazoa; Chordata; Aves; Charadriiformes; Laridae
Exons: 2
Source: RefSeq, a predicted model, not a curated record